This is a messenger RNA of Paramecium octaurelia, 521 nucleotides long. The record is from the annotation of a GenBank genome assembly. Lineage: Eukaryota; Ciliophora; Oligohymenophorea; Peniculida; Parameciidae.
AUGGAUAUUAAAAUAAUAACUUAAAGUGAUACAUUCUUAAUCUAUAAGGAGAUCUAAACUUUAUAAGACUUAAAGAAAGAAAUCAAAAGAAUAGGGAUCUAAACAAGAGACAUCAUAAUUUAGUACCAAAGCUAUUUCUACUUAAGCUUAGCUUUUAUGAUAAUGAUUCUGAUAAAGUUGUGAUAAUAUAGGAUGAGGAUCUCUAAUAUGCUUACCAGCAAUCCAAGGCUCUAAAAAAGCAGUCCAUCAAAUUAUAUGCUUAUUACAAAUUGAGUCAGCCUAAAAUUCUCCAAUUUGAACCUUCAAUUAAAUUUUCAACGUAAUAGCCUAAAUAGGAUUGGAUUUUUUAGUCCUUCAAUGAAAAUAGCAGCCAAUCUUUGACAAAUUCAAACGAAAUUCAAACCUGCUUUCAAAAUAGAUAUACUAUUGUACCAGAGCCACCAAAAACAAGAGAAGAAAAGCUUAAAUCAGCGAUUGAUUCUUUCAUUGAUUAAAUUUUAAAGGAAGAAUAUCAGAUAUGA